AAGGCCGAAAGGAGGACAUGGGGAAGGGGGUGAAGGUUGGUGGAAUUGAUGACGGCACAGUGUGGCAACAAAGAGGGUAUGCUGUUCUAUGAGGCCCGAUUGAAGCUGCAGGCAAGGGGAAAGCGAAACCGGCAAAGAAUGAGGGCUGUGGUCCUGACGAGAUCCAGAUAUGGUCUUGAUGACCCAGACACGAUCGGUCGUGAAUGUCCUGGUGGCUUUGUUUGCUGCUCCUGCGGGAAGGUGCGAGCGGUUGCAUGCGUAUCAAGCCUGCUCCGCGGUUAUGGGAUUUGCGGUCUCGUGGAGUGGUGAGAGGGUGGUUGAGGACAUGAAUUAUAUUCGAUUUGCUGUGCUUUGGACGGAUGUCGAGGGCAAUGCCGGUAAGUACUUUUGCGACCAAUCAAGAAGUGAAGAUGAGAUGCAAUGUGAUGAGGAACAGGUUUGUCUUCAGACGGAUGAAUCUAUGGAAGAAGCAAAGCUAAGGAAGAGAGCUGAGACGGGUUGGAUGGCGCACAACUCCACCCCUCGUAAACAAAAUAUUUUUCCCCCGCGCCCCCUCCUCUUUUUCCCUCCCUGUACAAACCCUCAAGCCCACAUGCGUGACUUGACAAGGUUCCGUACCCUGUGUCUUCUUGCCCUCUGUUCAGGACUCGCACUUCUGUCUCGCCUUGUUCGCAUGUCGUUUAGCGUGCGGCUGCCUGCUUGUCGGGGUGAGUUCUGGGUCGAUGCUUUUCAAUGUGCUGCCACCAUGUGCGGCCUCUUUCCACCCAUAGCUUGUGCACCCGUUCUUGCUUGGCAGUUGCAGCUGCGCUUUCCCAUUUGUGUUGUCGUACAACCUGGCUUUCCCCCGCGUCCUCUCCCCCUUCGCCCAUCUCCACAAGCCCUCCAGCUCACAUGUGUGCAUUGCGAACGUUCUGUAUGCGGUGUCGUUUCUUUCUGUGCUCUCUUUUCAGCACUCACCCUUCUGUCUCGCCUGGUUUGCAUGUCGUUUAGCGUGCGGCUGCCUGCUUGUCGGGGUACAGGAGAGGGAACUGAAAGGAGAUUUGUGACAGCACUGGCAAGAAAUCAGGAUUUUUGUAAACCAUUUAUCAUCCAGAAAAGGCAAGGUAGGGAAAACCCACGGAAGGCGGAAGAGAAUCGGCGCUGGGACUCAGAAUACAAAUUUUCCUCUGCAAAUUAUGAGCUUGUGCUGUGGUGAAAAUCAGAUGGAUAUUCUCUAAUCAGGACGUGGCGAAUCCGGGAAACAUAAGGGGACGUGGGAGUGAAAGCAGAAUGAUUUCUUGAUCGUUCUCAAUUCGAAGUGGCUUUUGUGUCGUAGAGCCAGAGUAGAGGACAUGGUGGUGGCGGUCGAUGUGAUGAAAAUUCUGAUGAAGAUCGAUAAGUAUAGGCGAUCAGGUCUAAUGAUAUAAUCUAUAACCUAUAAUUGGCAAUUUUUGCAUUCCUAUAGUAGAGGCAGAUCUUUCUUACAGGAAACAAAAUCUGUAGUGCUUUUCAGCUAGCAAAAAGGAAAUUCGAAGAAAAGGUUUGGAGGUGAAAGUUGUUUAACAUUAAAAAAAGGAAAAAAGAAACAGAGAAAAUAAGCGUAGUAAAGCAAUCAAUUUGGAACGUUCUGAAAUCAAAUGUGCAAAAUGUG
Chara braunii is the source of this 1630-nucleotide messenger RNA. The record is from the annotation of a GenBank genome assembly. NCBI's taxonomy places the organism in Eukaryota, Viridiplantae, Streptophyta, Charophyceae, Charales, Characeae.